Triticum urartu is the source of this 1294-nucleotide messenger RNA. It is a transcript of the gene VDAC2, whose product is annotated as voltage dependent anion channel 2. The record is from RefSeq and is a predicted model, not a curated record. Gene Ontology annotation, biological process: monoatomic anion transmembrane transport. NCBI's taxonomy places the organism in Eukaryota, Viridiplantae, Streptophyta, Magnoliopsida, Poales, Poaceae. Gene Ontology annotation, molecular function: voltage-gated monoatomic anion channel activity. Gene Ontology annotation, cellular component: mitochondrial outer membrane.
UUACUAGUGGCGGAACGGGACUCGCUGGCAUCUCCCUCUGACCCUCUCCACCCUUUUUGCCCCUCGCUCCUCCUCCUCGGCGGCCGCCUCCCCGCACCCCCUCCCCCACGCCGCCGCCGCCGCCGCCAUGGCCAUGAAGGGACCCGGCCUCUUCACCGACAUCGGCAAGAAGGCCAAGGAUCUGCUCACCAGGGACUACACCUACGACCAGAAGCUGUCCGUCUCCACCGUCAGCUCCUCCGGAGUGGCCGUCACUUCCACAGCUGUGAAGAAAGGAGGGCUUUAUUCUCUUGACGUAGCAUCAGCUUACAAGUAUAAGAAUAAUCUUGUUGAUGUUAAAGUGGAUACAGAAUCAAAUAUCUCUACUACCUUGACUGUCUUGGAUGUCCUGCCAUCCACAAAGCUUGUGACGUCUGUCAAGUUUCCUGAUUACAAUGCUGGAAAGGUGGAGGUGCAAUACUUCCAUGACCAUGCAACUUUUGCUGCCGCUGUUGGCAUGAAGCCCUCUCCUGUGGUCGAUUUUUCUUUGGUAGUAGGCCCUAAAGGACUUGCCUUCGGUGGGGAAGCUGGGUUUGACACUUCUUCAGGAAAGUUUACCAAGUACACUGGUGGUUUCAGUGUAACCAAGCCUGACUUCCAUGCUUCAGCUAUUCUGGCCGACAAAGGUGACACCAUCAAAGUGUCAGGUGUGUAUCACCUUGAUGAGAAGCAGAAGGCUUCGGCCGUGGCUGAAUUUACCCGGAAGCUCUCAACAAACGAGAACACACUGACAGUUGGUGGCCUGUACACGGUCGAUCCUCAGACAGCUGUGAAGGCAAGGCUCAACAACACUGGAAAGCUUGCUGCCCUUCUCCAGCACGAGGUUAAACCAAAGUCACUCUUGACGAUAUCUGGUGAAUUCGACACCAAGGCGUUGGACAGGGCACCCAAGUUUGGGCUGUCACUUGCACUCAAGCCUUGAUGAGAUCAGAUCAUACGUGGAUGAUGGCGAUUGAACAUCGGAUUCUUUGGUUAUUUUUUGUGAAGCUAUGGCCAAUAAUUUGUUCCGCAGACAUGUUCUGUUAAAUCUCUGGAGGUUUAGGUGCUCUGUGGGCAGGAUCCGAUAGGCCUUCACCUGGAUUUUGUCCAGGCGUUUACUUUUUGAUGAUCGAAGUACUUCCUCAUUGAUAGAUGUAUGCAGCUUGUUUCUUUCUACUGUGAGGUCUGAGUAGCUUUCACGGUAGUCUGUUACUUGAAGAAGCUACACUUGAUUUUUCAUGCGGUGUUGAUUGAUUUUACCGCUAGUUGAGAUUUA